Molecule: messenger RNA, 546 nt
Organism: Gregarina niphandrodes
Lineage: Eukaryota; Apicomplexa; Conoidasida; Eugregarinorida; Gregarinidae
Product: REX1 DNA repair protein
Exons: 2
Coding region: 1-546 (181 amino acids)
Biological process (GO): transcription initiation at RNA polymerase II promoter; nucleotide-excision repair
Cellular component (GO): transcription factor TFIIH core complex
Source: RefSeq, a predicted model, not a curated record
AUGCGCGUGUUCGACGGUGUGCUCGUCAAAACUACACCUGCCACCAUGGCCGUCAUUGAAGAACUAAACGAAAUGACCGACUUCAUCCAAUACAGAAUCAGCGACGAGUACGUGCUGUGCAAACCCAACUCCACCACGACACUGGAGGUUAAUCUUCACGGCACCAAAUUGUCGAGCCGCAAAGACCAGAGCCAGGCUGAGGAAGCCCGCUCUCUGCGAAAGAGUGCUUCGCAGCUUGCCAAACUUGAGCAAGAGCAGUUAAAUUCACUGAACCUUCAAGCCGCCAACAGCGAUAACAUGCAGGCUCUUCAAACGAUCCACACUGUACAAAACUCAGGAGCCCCGCCGGCUGGUGGAUCAGAGAACACCCCUCAGAACCAAGCCACUCUUCCUCAAGCAGAUUCCACAUCGGCUUCAGCAGCAUCGGUGCUUCCAGCGGCGCUUCCAUCGGCAGCAGCAGAACCAGCGCUGCCAUCAUCAGGAGUCUCGCUGCCCUCGGCGGAAGCGGGGUCACCAUCAGCAGACUCGGCGUCGGGAAAGCCUUAG